Molecule: messenger RNA, 1485 nt
Organism: Pseudovirgaria hyperparasitica
Lineage: Eukaryota; Fungi; Ascomycota; Dothideomycetes; Acrospermales; Acrospermaceae
Exons: 2
Coding region: 163-1203 (346 amino acids)
Biological process (GO): transcription by RNA polymerase II; transcription initiation at RNA polymerase II promoter
Cellular component (GO): transcription factor TFIIF complex
Source: RefSeq, a predicted model, not a curated record
UAUAAGCUUGUCCAGACCUGCUUCCCAUUUACAGGGCGAAACAACGUUUGCGCCUCUCUACACAGUUCGAUUCACAGCAUCUUCUUCAACCAGAUCACACUAGAGACAGUUACAGACACAUCCACUCGAGCUCUUGGAACUUUUAUAUCGUUGUCGCUCGUCAUGGCGGCCAUGAAUGGGGUCAAGGUAGAGGACGACAUGAAGAUCAAGCCAGAUCCGGAAGACGAAGCCGAGGGAGGCUUUGCGGACGACGACGAAUACGAAGACACAGGUGAGCUCACUAUGCCGCGCGAAGAGCAGGAGAUAUGGCUCGCAAAAGUCCCAAAAUGGAUGUGGGAAGCAUUAUCAGAGGCGAACGACUCGGAGGAGCCAUUGCACAUAGGACAACUAAAUACAUACGAGGACUUGAGCCUGAAGCCUGCGGAGAGAGAGCGUGAGAAGACCCACAGAUUUGUGUUCAACAAAGACUUCAAGAGGGCGAGCAAGAUACCGAAGGAAUACGAACUCGAAUUCACGAAAGCCGACCCGCCUAACAUGCAUAUCUUUUCGGAGAAGGACCUGCCGGGAUACAAAGCGAAUCCAUUCAGUCGGAGCAAUAAGCAAGACUACAAUGCCGGCAAAGCUCAAGGUGUUCAGAAGGGCAGACGAUAUAGGAAGGCCAUCCCGAAGCAGACAGCUCUCCUGCGGUCUAUAAGAAAAGAGCUCAGCUGCACGCCAGUAGACAAUAAGGAGUACCAUGAAUUCAUGGAGAAGCGCAAGAAGCAGGUCGAGAAGUCCCAGAUUACACUGGAGAGUGGUGGUGACUACCUGCCCACGAAUGCGGACAUGAACUUUGGAACUCUUAUCAGAGGUACAACCAAAAAGAAGAGUGGACAGGACAAUAAAGCUGCGCGCAUUCCAGAGGUGGAACUGGUUCCGAUGCUGUUCGAUGCCUUCAAGCAAUACAAAUACUGGAGUCUCAAAACGCUGCGCACAAGGACCAGACAGCCAGAGCAGUAUCUCAAGCAAGUCCUUUCUGGUAUCGCCGAGCUCGUUACUUCUGGUCCUUUCAACGGCAACUGGACGCUUAAGAAGGAGAGCUACAUCGAUUUCGAUGAUGCCAACGUGGAAGAAAUAGCCCCUGAGGCCGGAGACCCAUCGUCACCUGAGGAUGUCGACGACCUAGAAGACGACGAGGAUGAGGAGAUGGAGGAUGUAGUUUAAAGAGGGGCCUUUUAUAUAUCGUCCCCGGAUGUCUAUUUCAGUGGUUGUUCUAACAGCAUAGCAUGGCGUUCUUGUGGGGGCAGUGGCUUCUUAAAAUGGCACAUUGAUGCUAUGCCGCACCAUACAUUUGAGAUAUUUGAGGGCUUUGGAUGUGUUACUAAUGAUCAACUUGAUCAAUUUAAUCUGCGUAUACGUUCCUCUUUUUUGGUUGAUUGUUGGCAUGCGUUUUGAGUUUCUGUGCUAAGUCUUGUAGGACCUGCCGCGUACGAACAACACAGAGAC